GAAUAUGGUCAUUGCCGUGGGUCCAAUGAUGAAGACAGGGUCCGACGAUGUGUGCCGGUAUCUGAAUAAGUAGUCGCAGCAAUCGUGACAUAUGGCAGCCUUUGCUCCCAUCUUUCUCCGAUUUCCUUGUCUGCAGCAGAGAUGAUGAACAGAAUCAGACGACCUUUUCCGAUCUCUCGCCGAGAUACAGAUUCUGUCCAAUUGAAUACUUUAGACCCUCAAAAGACUGCAGAUGACCUUGACAGAAAAGGUGCCGAUGCUGGUGUUGAAGUCGAUCCGACAGACAUUGAGCAUGGCCACCUUCAGGAGAUUGAAGUGGAUGUCGACAAGGUGCUACACGACGGAGAGAUCAAGGACGUCGACGCUGAUACCUCGCCGUAUCCUGAAGUACGUGCUGUGGUCCCGGAGACAGAUGACCCUAGUAUGCCAUUGAACACACUACGUAUGUGGAUUGUAGGUAUCAUCUGGACCAUGCUUGGAUCCGGUGUCAAUCAGUUCUUCUCGCUGCGAUAUCCAGCAGUACAUAUUGUUUCACUCGUAGCCGAGCUUCUUGCUUUCCCAAUGGGAGUUGGACUGGCGCAUAUCCUGCCAAUCUACACCAUGGAUCUUGGACCCCUCGGAAAGUGGAACAUCAACCCAGACCGUCACUUCAACAUCAAGGAACAUGCUCUGAUUACUAUCAUGUCGAAUGUCACGAUUGGCUUUGCUUCGGGCUCUGACGCUUCCAACAUGAUUCAAGCUGCUAAAAAGUUUUAUGACUUUGAUCUUUCUGCUGGCCUCGCCGUCUUGAUGGUCUUGUGUACGCAGUGUCUUGGUUUUGGUGUUGCCGGCCUGGGCUCACGUUGGGUUGUCGAGCCGGCCUCAAUUAUCUGGCCCGGUAUCCUUGGAAACUGCGCUCUGCUCUCGACUCUGCACUCUAAGUCAAACGCCGUUGCCAAUGGCUGGAGAAUCUCUCGUCUUCGAUUCUUCUUCAUUGCCCUUCUGGCUGCGUUCGUCUGGUAUUGGUUCCCAGGUCUUAUCUUCCCAGCGCUCAGCUACUUUACAUGGAUCUGUUGGAUCGUACCAAACAAUGCUGUCGUAAACCAGAUCUUUGGUAUGCAGACUGGACUAGGCAUGUUUCCCCUGACCUUCGACUGGAGUCAGAUAGCCUACAACACCAACCCUCUGUUGAGUCCUCUGAGCGCUGCACUAAAUGUUCUAGCUGGCUUCGUUUUCUUCUUUCUGAUCAUUACACCUGGGCUUUUCUACACCAACAAGUGGUUCACGGGCUACCUCCCAUUGAUGACAGCAGAUGUCUACGACAACACCGGAGCCAGCUACAAUGUGACGAAGAUCAUCAAUCCUCUUACCAAGAGUCUUGAUCCUGAAGCCUACCGCGCAUAUUCACCUCCAUUCUUGAGUGCGACCUUCGCAUUCGUGUAUGGUCUCUCGUUCGCCUCUAUCACUGCUGUUUUGACCCAUACCUAUCUCUGGCAUGGCACUGAAAUUUGGACUGCUCUUCGCGGAACAAGGAAGCUCGAUAUCCACGGACGUCUGAUGAAGGCAUACAAGCCUACACCUUGGUAUUGGUAUGUUAUUGUUCUGGCAGUCUUUACAGCUUUAUCGUGUGUCAUGGUUGAGAUCUACCACACCGAUCUUCCCAUCUAUGGUGUCGCCCUGGCUCUGGUCAUUCCUGCUAUCUACUUUAUUCCUUGUGCUUUAAUUCAAGGUAUCUCGAACGUCGACGCCAAUCAAAUUAACGUUUUGUCCGAGUUCAUCGGUGGAUACAUGUUCGCAGGCAAGCCUCUGGCCAACAUGAUCUUCAAGAUUCUGUCGACCGCCGUAGUCAACCAAGGAAUUUUCUUCGUUCAAGAUAUGAAACUGGGCCACUACCUGAAGCUUGCGCCUCGAACCGUAUUCUUCGCUCAAGGCUUCGCAGCGAUCCUCGGUGCCCUGACCCAAACGGGAGUUACUUUAUGGAUGCUAGGCAAUAUUGACAACAUCUGCAGCUCCGAUCAAGCCUCCUCAUUCACCUGCCCGAACGGCCGCACAGUAUUCAGUUCUUCGGUGAUCUGGGGCUUGAUUGGUCCAGAUCGUCUUUAUAGUAUCGGAAAGAGGUAUUCGUCGCUCUUGCAUUUCUUCUGGAUCGGUGCUAUCACACCGGUCAUUACUUGGUACUUGUACAAAAGGACAGGCAAGAAGAUCUUCAAGGACAUCAAUUGGCCGCUAUUCUUUGUAGGCACUUACAAUGUGCCGCCAGCUACUGGUAUCAACUACACCUCCUGGGCGCUGGUCAACUGGGUGUUCAACGGCUACAUCAAGAAGAACUUCUUUGCUUGGUGGACGAAGUACAACUAUGUUCUCGCCGCUGCCGUCGAUACAGGCACAGCCGUUGCCGGCAUCGUUAUCUUCUUCGCCGUCAGUUAUCCCGGCUACUCUAUGCCAGACUGGUGGGGUACAACGGUGUUCGCGAACACGCUCGAUGCCGUAGGCGUUUCGAACCUACCGCUACCUGCAAGCGGUUUCUUUGGUCCUGCGAAUGGUACUUGGACUUGAGAUGUUGUCUUCCCAAAAGUAGAACAUGAUCCAGAUCGUACGAAACCUUUAACUAGGUCAUAUAGAUGUAUGAAUGAUAUGUAUACUGUCAAGAGCG
Molecule: messenger RNA, 2632 nt
Organism: Aureobasidium subglaciale EXF-2481
Lineage: Eukaryota; Fungi; Ascomycota; Dothideomycetes; Dothideales; Saccotheciaceae
Exons: 9
Coding region: 142-2535 (797 amino acids)
Biological process (GO): transmembrane transport
Molecular function (GO): oligopeptide transmembrane transporter activity
Source: RefSeq, a predicted model, not a curated record